Messenger RNA from Sclerotinia trifoliorum, 1765 nucleotides. NCBI's taxonomy places the organism in Eukaryota, Fungi, Ascomycota, Leotiomycetes, Helotiales, Sclerotiniaceae. The record is from the annotation of a GenBank genome assembly.
UCGCUCUACCGUCUCCGUCGUCUUCAGUACGGGAAAUUAUUUCUUUGUUUAUUCGGGAAUGAAACGUCAUUUUAUGAGAUUUAUCGCUUUUUCAUCUUGAUACUAUAAAUUACCAUCUUUCAUUCAAAAUCCCAUCGAGCGAGCGGAAAUAACUCCGAGAUUUUACCUCGUGAGAAAAAAGACUUCCCAAAAAAAACAAAAAACUUACCUUCAUAAUUCAAUAAUUUCCAACAGUUAGUCGUCGAAUAAACAAAAUGACGGCCGGUUUAGAUGAUUAUGAUAACAAGACGACGGAGAGACAGGAGGUUGAACAAUAUCAAAGAGAUCCUUCACCAGUGAAGAGAUCAUUUGGUGGAAAAGUAAAGAGACAUUGUGCUCGAUUUUGGUGGAUUCAUCUUAUUGGUUUUUGCAUAGUAUUCCUUAUCAUUGCAUUAUGUCUGUAAGUAUUUUUCUUUUCUUUCAAAGUCAACCGUUUUAAAUUUAUACUAACAAAAUCAGUGUUUAUGUCGCAAUGCCAAAGAUUGCCCAAGAUGGCGUUAGUGAUUCUACACUCGAAAUCACUCAACUUCAAUUCACACAUCCAACUCCUGAUACCAUUGUUCUUAGCCAAGUAGGCACACUUCACAGUCCAUCAAUGUAUACACCUACAUUAGAUCCAUUCAACGCAUCUUCCUACCUAGUAAUAAACGGAACAUACGCAUCAGAACCCAUGGUAAUAAUUCCACUUCCGAAAAUCCACGUUCUGCACCCCAGAUCUACCAUCUCAGUGGAAAACCAAGAAUUAUCCAUCUUCAACGUCGACGCUUUAUCAGACUACACCACCGCAGUCCUAAGCAACGAAUAUGUCACCACGGCACUCGUCGGAAAAACAAAAUUACACGAAGGAGCUCUCCCAGUCACCUCUAUCAAAUACAAUAGAACAAGCACAUACAGAGGACUCAACGGUCUAAAAGGUUUCAACGUAACCAAUGUCCGCGUCAACCUUACCGCACUUACAGGCCCCAAUCUCUCCGGUGACGCAUACAUUCCCAACCCCUCCAACAUGACCAUCGUGAUGGGUAACGUCACCUUGGAACUUAGCACCUCGACCUCCGGCGUGGUAGGUAAUGCCACUAUUAAUAAUAUGACGCUAGUACCGGGGAAUAAUACGCUUCCGAUGGUGGGAACCUUGGAUCAAUCAAAGGUGAUUGCGAGUAUGGAUGCUAAGACGGGUUUGGUGGGGUUGAGUAUUAUGGGACAGAGUGCUGUGUUUAAUGGACAGCAUUUGGUUUAUUAUGAGAAGGCGCUUCAGAAGAAUGUUUUGAGUUUGGACUUGAAUGUUGCGCAGGUUUUGGCGGAUAGUACGGCGGCGUUGUAGUGACGACUAGGGGGGGAGGAAGGGAGGCGGGAAUGAGGAAGGAUGAUGAGGUGGAAGUGGAAGUGGGAUUGAGGGGAUGGAAAUGGCGGGGUUCUACUCGCUGAGGAUGAAUGGUGAUGAUUAUUUUGUUCUUGGAUGGGUAUAGUAUACCCUGUACCAUGUGCCCUAAGCAAGCGCGAAGAAAAAAACUCCGAAAUAUCCGACAUUUCAUUUUCCGGAUGGCUAGUCUGGGCAGGAGGAAGGGUCCAUGCAUACUUAGGUAUAUCCUGAGAUACCUCUCUAUCCUCUUCAUCUUCCUCACCUCACCUCUCUCACCUCAUCUCACCUCAUCCUCUAUUCUUGGAGAGAUCUAUAUUAUAUACCCACAUAUACCUUCAUCAUAAAAAAUAUCAAAACAAAAAAGAACAA